Xyrichtys novacula (pearly razorfish) is the source of this 9872-nucleotide messenger RNA. The record is from the annotation of a GenBank genome assembly. Lineage: Eukaryota; Metazoa; Chordata; Actinopteri; Labriformes; Labridae.
AUCUGCUGCUUGGGAUGUUACACAACAAAGUGGCUUCUCCAAUCCAGUAUCUCCGGUAUAUCCUAACUUCGUGUUUUUUAAGGUUAACGACUCUUUAAAGGCCUUUAAGAAACAUGGUUGGUACAUUAAAAAAGACCCUGCAGACCUUAAAAGCCAAAUUUUAACCUACUCUUAUCAUUGUGUACGAUGACGCAACUGGUGAGUAAGGGCAGUUUUAGUCAGGCAGCGCUGAGGUCGCCUUGGGUCCUGGAGCGGGAUCUGAUAGGUCUGCAUUUCAUUGCAGUGCAGUCUCCUUCAGCUCGCCCUCCAACCGGUGACGCCUGCCUCGGCCGUGCGGUGUGAGGAACUUCUACGAUAAAAGUGACUUUAGUUUACCUCUAACCCAGUCCUCUUCAGGUAAGUGGCCUGUCUUUUCUUCAGGAUACUAAUAACGAACUCUUUAAGAAGCUCUCGUGAGUGUUUGACCGGAGUUUACAGACACCGGUACUCUGCGGGCUAGCAGAGUUAGCUUAGCUAGCUGCACUCGGCAUGCUGCGUUUGACACAUGCCAAGUACAAGCAGGGGGGGUUUGCUCUGCAUUACUCGUCACAUGUUGCACAUUAAGUUUUAUGUUUAUUUAAUAGCCACUGUCUGGAAGUAAAAGUCACAUGACACAUUUUAACUCUACACUAUCUUUCCUCUAACCCCUUCACGGCCUAGUUAGCAGGAAAGAGGUGACUAAGCUAGCUGAUAAUGCGAAUAAACUGGUUAGUUAUCGCAUCCCGGUCAUUGGUAUGUUUAAGUUCAUUGCCACGCCUAGUUGCUCUUGCCAAUUGACGUGGAUGAGAAGUUUUAACAAUGGCUAGGCUUGAACUGGACACUCCAGUGCGGCAAAAUGGCUGAUCUCCCACUCUGUAACCUUGUCCAGACUCGUUUUAAACCGGGACCGUCUGCACUAUCACCGGACUGAUGCUAAAGUGCCAGGCUACCUCUUAUCUGUAAUUUUUAACAAAUGUCGCGGAAGAUAUAGCCAGACCUUACUGUCCUAGUUAGGUGAUAUGAGAGUUAUCUUUGAGGCUGAACAUCGGCACAGUGUAUACCAACUAAAACAGCUGUUUGAGUAAGCACACACAGAAACACACACGCACACUCUGCAUUCAUGCAGACUCCUGUGUAUGAUCAGCAGAGGAGUACCUGUGAGAUUUUUGGUUUCAAAGCUCUCCACUCAACAGGUGUGCAAACCCAAGUAGAACAAACAUUACAGCAAAUACUGGGCAUGCACCGAUCAUAAUUUCCCGGCCGAGUGUCCUACCAUACCGAUUUUGGCCGAUACCGAUUUUUUUACACCUUCAAUGCUCCAAUCUUGUUUUAAUGGAAAAACAUACAAACCUUAUUGUGUUUGUUGUAAUGGCACAUGUGAUAGUUCUCUCAAAUAUACAUGAAAAGUUUGGAAUAUAGUUGUCCAAACUACUAAAUUAUAUCAGUUCCUUUUAGUCUUUUAUUUUCCACAUUUUAAACCUCAACAAUACUUGUGCAGUAGGUCGCACUGCAGGCAAAGCAAAAAGCUACAACUGCUGACUUUAAGACCUUUGCUGAGGUAGAUAAGAUUGGUGGGUAAAAUCUGUUUCAUAUGUCAGGAUCAGUUGAUCACCAAUCCCCCCAAAAUUGAGGAAGUCGGUGCCAAUCGAUCGGCCAGCCAAUUUAUCGCAUGCUUAGCAAAUACGAUCCUCACCUAACCCUGAGAGGCUUUGUUGGGCUAUUUGAUCUACAACCUGCAGAAGCACAUUUCACAUCUGUAAAGAGAACAUUUUGCAUCACUUGUGCACAACUGACACAGUGCUUCUGUAGUUGUGUGGCAUUAAGUUACUGCAACACAUGCAAGAUAUUUAAAAGGAGUGGCUACUGUACAGUUUAGUACUAUGUAUUGUGAAUUUGAGGAGUUUCUGGCCAGCUCUAUAUUUUUGUUUUGUUGACACAAACAAAAUAUAUAUUAGUGGGAAAAAUAAUGACCUGUCUUUUCACUCUGUCUACAGAUAAAAUGGCUGUGCCUCCCUGCUAUGCUGAUCUCGGCAAAUCUGCCAAGGACAUCUUCAACAAAGGCUAUGGUAAUGUUCUUUAAAGUUUGAUGUUUGCAUACUUGUUUUGUACAACCUGCUCUGAUGUUGUAGACAUGGUUUGAUUUAAAAACAAUUUCUGCCCUCCAGGAUUUGGCCUGGUGAAGCUCGAUGUCAAGACAAAGUCAGCCAGUGGCGUGGUAAGAUCAUUCUGUCAUGUACUUUAUUUCAGCCUCAUUUAAAAGUGACAGUGCACAUUUAAGUAUCAUAGGACACUUAAAGAUAGUUUGUAGUUUGAAAACUAAGUUAUCAAUAUGUGGUAUUUUCUGGUUGGCUAUACAGAUAGCCUGCUGCCAACCAGAACAACUAGGUAUUGAAAUAAACAACUGUUGAUGACAGAGAACCCAAAAAUUUACGUACAAGUCUUCAUGAUCAAGUGUUUUGCCUCAUUUCAUAACUUUGAUAAACAGUAAACGCCUGGUUUCAAAUCUUUAAUUUUGAUUCUCUGUUUUCACCUGGAUUACCUUGUCUCAAAGUGUUUUCUUGGAGAUCUUAAUUUCUCCAAAAUUGUCUCACACAGGAAUUCAAAACUGCUGGUUCCUCCAACACUGACACCAGCAAAGUUGCAGGGAGCCUGGAAACUAAAUACAAGAGGCCAGAAUAUGGCCUGACCUUCACCGAGAAGUGGAACACCGACAACACCUUGGGAACAGAGAUCACUAUUGAAGAUCAGGUACGAGAACUGAAUCACUUCUACACCUAUGAACCAUGUCUGAGAGAUCUAGGACAGCAUUUCUUACAACUUUCUAAUGGUUGCUGUUGUUUCCUACAGAUUGCCAAGGGUCUGAAGUUGACCUUUGACACAACCUUCUCACCAAACACUGGGUAAGAUGAUGAUCGUAAAAUAUUGAUCCAUUUCUUAUUAAUUUCAAGGCAGUUUUAGUGACAUGCAAGUUGUGCUUGAACUCAUUAGUCUACACACCUAACACAGUCUGCUCUGCCUGUUUCUUCUUCAUGAGUCAUUUUGGCAACCUGAUCUGUGUCAUACUUGAGGCAAGUGUAGUUAACGCCAUGUGACCUCAGGCCAAAUAUGGAACCAGUCCAUUGUACCCUAAUACUGAGUUGGCUCUUAAGAUUCUCAUGUUUUUAUUACUUGUCUGUGUUUUUUAUUUGAAGUUAAACAUAUUUUUUAUUGUACCCCGGUCCUUAGGCAGUCACUCACGUGUUUGCUUUUUAUUAGGGUUAAAUCAAGAGAGGCAGAUGGCAUAUGACCUAGGGCGAGGGCAAGGCUGGAGUUACAUGACAGUCUGACAGUGCCACGACUGUCAGGACUAAAAAAUAAACACUAGCAGGGAGCUGUGCAGUUUACUGACCUUCUGAAUUCAGAGUAGUGAAAUGAAUAAACAUGGAAGAUCAUAUUUUCAGUCUUCUGGUACCGUGGCUUUUGAAUAUAUUCUGAUCAACUUUAUGGCUUGAAAUGACAGCUGGCACAGUGCCCUGGUUUAGUAUUACACCUGGGAGCUUGUUUAUCUAAAGCGGCAGCUUCAAAAGUUGUUGUGCCAACAACCUCACAUGCAGAUGAACAUGGUUUAAUAUCGUCUUACUAUCUGUAAGUGUCUGUCCUUUUCUUAAUACUUUGUCAGACCUUACAGCCCUCAAAACUCAUAAAAAAAACCAUGAUUGCAUGUUUUUUUUAUGCAUGCAUGGAUUAACUUGGAUAUUGUCAGGACAUCAGAUAAACCUUCAGAAUUCAUUUUCGGGCUCACCCUGGCUAUAUUCUCACCAACAGCAAGAAGAGUGGCAAAGUUAAGACCGCCUACAAACGCGAAUACGUCAACCUGGGCUGUGACGUCGACUUCGACUUUGCCGGCCCCACCAUUCACGGAGCCGCCGUUGUCGGCUACGAGGGCUGGCUCGCCGGUUACCAGAUGAGCUUCGACACUGCCAAGUCCAAGAUGACCCAGAACAACUUCGCCAUCGGCUACAAGACAGGAGACUUCCAGCUGCACACCAAUGUGUAAGUAAAAGCACCAUAACAACCAAAGAAUGACAAUUAUCUGAAAGCCAACUCAUCGAGAUCAUCCCAUAAACAGUGAUGGUUAAAAAAAAACAAAAACAUUGAUGUUCAUGUUCAUGGUGACAGAAAAAUCCAGCUACCUCAGCUCUCAGCAGAGGAGCCUCAUAAUGUUCAACCUAACAAGCAACCAUGCAGAGAAGUUGGUGGCUUGCAUUAUUUUGUGGAGGGAAUGAAUUAAGAGUUGGCAUUUAAUUAUGAUGCAGCAAGAACAAAAGGCACAAUGUUGCAAAACUUGACAGAGGUUGGCAAUCUCUUUUCAAAGCUGCAGCCAAUCGAAAAUAACCUACUUUCAUGUGGUGCUGGUUUAUCUCAGUUAAUAUAUUCAUAUUCUGUCACCUCCAGCUUACCAUGUGAAAAAACUCACUGGUUUCUGAGGAAAGUAUCGCUUUCUCAGAGGCCGACUUAACGGUUCAAUCUGCCUAUUUGGCAAAUUGAUAAAUAAAUUUUUUAUUUGUACUUGGGUUCAAUUCUAAGUGAACCCAAAUUAAAUCAAUGAGAUCAAUGUGUCUCAAAAUUCAUGACAAAACCCUCCAAAACAAAAAACGCCUUUAUGGAAAAAAAACACACAUUUAGUGACUGUAGCAUGAGAUCUUUCAUGUUAAUCAUCUCCAAAGCAAUGACGGAGCUGAGUUCGGAGGCUCCAUCUACCAGAAGGUUAGCGACAAGCUGGAGACAGCAGUCAACCUGGCCUGGACCGCUGGCAGCAACAGCACACGUUUCGGCAUUGCGGCCAAAUACCAGCUGGACAAGGAUGCCUCCGUCAGCGUAAGUAUUCAUUCAUUUUCAAAAGCAAAUUUUGAAAACACUGACUGAAUAAUCCACUGAGUUUUAACGCUCCUUUCAAUAUCUUUUGUCUCUGUAGGCUAAAGUGAACAACAAUAGCCUUAUUGGUGUUGGGUACACCCAGACACUCAGACAAGGUAAGUUGUUUCUUCCCACAAGUUUCCAGAUGGCUGAUCUGUAUUUUUAGAUUAGAUUCGAUAGAACUUUAUUUAUCCUUUUUUGGGAAGAUUCCCUCAAGGAAAUGGAAAAGUAAAAUUAAUUUAGGGUCAAACACACCGCAACACCGAGUUGGACACCCCGUCAAGAGAUUAAUGUCGCGACUGCUUGCUUCUCUAGUUAUACCAACUUAAGGAAUGAACGCAGGAUAGCAAUACACAGUGGUCUGAGGAGCCAUAAACAAACCUCAACCAAAACGCCACUCUAUAGCCACAAAUAAUGCUCAGAACAGCACCUAACUUCAUCAACAGUACAUAAAGGGUCCCAGCCAUAGUACUAGCCACCAAACAUCUUUUUAAAUUUGCCUAAUUUCUUUAGCAAAGAGACUAAACACAACUCACCCACUCUCUUCCAGCAGCCGCUUGUUUGUAGUAAGCCCUUGGGCCAGUCCAUUACGGACAUCUGCGGGGUGACGCAGCUCAAGGAAGAACAUUUAUGAUCAUUUCUUUAUCAUUUCCUUUAAGUAAUAAUCACCAUAUUAAUCAUUUUGCUCAACAGACGCGGUAGUUCUUCUGCCUUAGCGUCUUGGUCUGAUUGCAUUUCCAUGAAAGAAUGAUCAUAAAUGUUCUUCCUUGAGCUGCGUCACCCCGCAGCAGUCCGUAAUGGACAAGCCUGAGGUCUCCCUACAGACAAGUGGCUGCUAGAAGAGAGUGGGAGAGUCGGUGUUACAGUGUGUUCGACUCGAAAUUACGCCAGAAUAUCCCUUAAAGACUUGCACUAAGCAGUUCAGAUUUUGGCUAACUCUUAAAAUUACUUAUCCUAGAAGAGUUAUUUAUAGGGAAACCCAUAGUCUGCCUUUUCUAACAUCUUCUCUUUUAAAAUAAUUUAGUGUAACUCAUAAUCGCUCUCUUACCUCUUACCUGUGCAGGUGUGAAACUCACCCUGUCUGGCCUGGUCGACGGCAAGAAUAUCAAUGCAGGAGGCCACAAGCUUGGUCUGGGCUUGGAGCUGGAAGCUUAAGCCUUCCUAACACUGCAAGGGACUAGGGAAUAUCAGAAGAAUCUGGCCUUAAAUGUAUGUCCAACUCAAACCAGCAGGGGGAUAUCUUGGAGAGAUCGGUUCAAAGGCUACAACAACAACACCAACAAAAACUCGCUGGGUACCACUUCAAGCUGGUGCUCCUGUCAUGGGUAUAUUUUACCUUUUUGUUGCGUUUUACUUUGUAGUUGCAUCUAUUCAAGAGACAGUUGGUGGCAUAUAAUUUAUAAAUCAUAUUAAUGUUCCUGUCCAGCACUGCCAUAAUUAUGAAAUCCAGUACAAUCCUUUUUGUGUGUCAUCAACUCUGUGUGGCUUUAUGGUGAAAACCCCAGACACUCCGUUUUUCUUCUGAGAACAUCAGUAGACGGUUUCUAUGGUAAGCGUUGUCAGACCCUCUAUCUGCUUUUGCAAUCAUGACCAUCUGAUAUUCCUUUGUCAUCUACAGUUUUAUUUGCAAACCUUAAGUACACUAGUCUUUUUUUCCCCCCUACUAUUUAAACACAGCGGCACCCUUCCUGUUCAUGCACACAAGGACAAACUGAAGCUCGGUAAAGUUUUGUUUCGUUCCGGCCAUCAGGGUUAGUGACGUUCUGUAAAGCUUCCCCUAAACUGGGCAGUUUUUGGGUUGCUUAAAGAUGAGUUUGUAAGUCUGAGGAAAACCUGUACACUCGGCCGACCAAGCAGAAUUCCUUUUUUUGUUUUGUUUUUCUGUAAUAACAGAAAAUGGGAGCUACAUCCUAAAUGUUCACAGUAAUGCCAAACUAUCAUCGUCUGGGAGAGGUGUAACCGGAAGUGUGCACUCUUGGAAAGUGCUCCUCUGUGCUGGGCAGAGGUAAAGCCCACAGGAAGUGUUGGGGGUCCUUAUGUGUAUGUAUAAAUUUUCAAUAAAGUCUUUGAACUCCAUUAACUCAUUUCAGUAUGUGAUGUUGAAGUUUCACCACAAAUUCAUUAUCGGUUUGUUUUGUGAAUGUGAACCCUGCAGAAGGGUUGUAUCUGUCCAAGAGUGCAAUAUCAUGAGCUGUGGUUUGAGGUGCACAAAUGGUGCUAAUGACGAUUCUAGAUUUUUUUUAUGGUAGUCUUGUUCUGCUGAAAGUUUUCAAGUAGCUCCCUUUGCAGCCGUCUUUCGGUGUUAUUGAGUGAUAGAAGUGAUGCAUAAUUUUCCUGCAGCUUUAAUACUCUCUCGAGAGUCUUUUGUUUAUACUCAAACUCUGGUAAUAACAGGUGGCUGCACUCUAAAUUUAAUUUUGAAUGUCUCAGGUGGCUUAAGACCUUCCACAGAAUGAAGGCUGUUAAGUAGCAAAGCCACUUGGGACUUACAGGGAUAAGCAACACAAAUCAAGACACAACAUUGGAUAAAAACAAGCUUACAAUUAAUGGAAAUGUGUUGACUCUAGUGAACAAACUUUAAUCAAGAGUAUGUCCUGAAAGAGGUUUUUAUGGAAUUGUUUUUCUCACAAGGAAAAACUCGACUCGGAAAGUGUUGAAUCCAGAAAAGGCCUGUUUUGAAGUGAAAAUGUCAUCCUUUAGGAAAAGUGAAUUUUAAAAAAGGUGACCCAGUCACUGCCUUUUUGGUCUGAUGCUUAGUAUUUGCCUGAUUGGUAAUGCUAUUUAUGAUUAUUCUGCAGCACUAUGGAUCCAAGGGGUCAUUUGUGCCAACCUGAGUGGCCUUGUCAUGUUGUGAUUGUUUGAAAAAUAGUCAAUGUCUGGUUUGAGUUCUUGAUACUAGUUUAUUUCCUCACUUGAAGCUCCUGUGAGGAGGUUUUUGACAUCCAAAACAAACCAUAUUGAAACUCAUUUUUCAGUCUUUUUAUCCCACUGAGGAUUUUUUGGUCUUAAAGAGGUCUAAUAGAUGUCUAAAUAUAGCCUAGAUGACUGGUCUAAAAUCAGGCUACCACAGGUCUAAAAAUGAAAGUUUUUUUAGACAUCUAAAUUUAGACCAAGUCUAAAUCUGGGCUAUAUCUAUACUACACUGUAAAUUACUCAAUGGCUAUCAUUAUUAUUUUGGUUAAGUACUUGGAGAUCAGUUAUGAAACUCACAGUUGAUUUUUGAAAUAAAGAGUUAUCGAGCAAUGGAUUAAAAUGCAAUGUCUACAUUUCGUCUAAAACCAUACAGAAUCUAGACAGUUGAAAUUAGGUCUAAAAAAAAAAAACGUCUAAUAGCCGUCUAUUGCUCAGUGGGUUGAUAUACUAAAGAAAACAAGACCACCAGUUCCUCACAGGAGCUUUAAAUUCCAGCAGUAAUCAAGAUAAAUUGAACGUAAUGAGAGGCAUCUCUUGGAAAGUAAAUAAUGUGCUGAUGUUAAGAAAAGUAUUUUUUUUGAUAUUGCAUUUAUUUUUAUUACACAGCCAAGCACACACAGACAUCAAAAACCUUGGCUUUUUUCUACAUUCAUGAUUACACUAGGUUGAUGGUGAGUCACAAGUCAUCUAUUCACAUCACAAAUCGAUCACAAGUUGAUUUGAAGUUCAUAAUGGAAGUUGCUGCAAACAUCUCAAGCAUCAUGCUCUCCUUUUGCAAUGGUCACCCUGAAGAGAAAGUGCAGCGUUGUGCGUUUGUCUCACUGCUUUGCUCUGCUUCAUGCAUUGAAUCUGCAUUUCUUUGAUAAGCCAUUCAUUAUUCCUCACAGUCUCACAGUCCCUUAUGUGUCUGUCUGCUGCUGCUGUGUCAUUAUUUCAAGGCGGGGAGGUCUUUAUUUUUGUUUUUUUACUGUACCUCUGCAGACAUCACCCCCUCACUGUCUUGCUUUCACUCGCCCUCGUAAGUUGCUGUUUUACCACUCUCCAUCUUCUCAGGUUUACCUUGAAAGUUGUUCAUUUUCUCUAAGGUGUCAUUCUGCUGGGAUUUCUGAUCCUGGCUGCUCUGUGUUGUUCCCGGAUUAAACUCUUUCACUUCUGCAUUUGCUUCCUCCUUUGGUGUAACACUCAGGAUUGUACUGCUCGGCUUCUGAUCCUCGGCUUCAGGACAACCUUUCACACCAGGCGUAAGAGACGGCUCUUCAUCUCUGACUUUAUUCAUGUCCUCUGUUGCUACUUUAUCUGCAGUUUUCGCAGCUUCAAGUAAACUGGCUGCUACCGGCUCAGUUUGACUCUGUUCUUCUUCCUCAGGUUUAAAUAUUGUACUUGGAGCCUCCUCUGAAGUAUCCUUAGUCUUUUGAGACAGAGCGCUCUUUAUUUCAGCUGCUCUUGAAGCUAAAAUGGGUCUGUCAUCUUUCACUCGGUCAGAACUGCUCAGCUCUGAGUUUUUGUCUGAUUCUUCAGCCACAUUGGCCAAGCUUUUGUUCUCCUCUGCAGAGGCUUUUGGCUUUAAAUCCUCUUGUUUUGAAGUGAGGUCUUUAUGGACUGCAGUGUUAUUUUUGUUUUUUGUGUUUUCAGCCACUUCAUGGUGUUGCUGUUUUUUUCCCUCCUCCUCCUCCUCCUUCAUUCUCUCUUUCAACAAAGCUUUGAUUUCACUGCCUCCUUCAGUCUCCUCUGCCUCGUCUUUGUUUUUCUGUUCUACUACACCAUCAUCCACUCCAACAAGACUCUCAUCUUCACCUCCAUUCACUGAAUCUCCUACUUGAUCCUGCUCACCAUCAGGCUCCUGCUCACCCUCUUCCUCUCCACUGUCUUUAUUACCGUCCUCUUCCUCCUCACCGCCCCCUCCAUCCCUUUUGGCACACUCCUGCUCAUCCCCUCCCCCCUCAGUCUCCUCAGAUCCAGACUCCUCAAACUCAGACAUCUCAAUUUCUCGGGUGGUCUCUGUUAUGAUCUCCUCUACAAACUUGUACUGUGGCUCAGCUCUUCUG